This is a messenger RNA of Ylistrum balloti, 2288 nucleotides long. Its product is annotated as glutamine amidotransferase-like class 1 domain-containing protein 1. Bases 15 to 689 code for a protein of 224 amino acids. The record is from RefSeq and is a predicted model, not a curated record. The transcript has 8 exons. NCBI's taxonomy places the organism in Eukaryota, Metazoa, Mollusca, Bivalvia, Pectinida, Pectinidae.
CUGAAGCAAAAGAAAUGGCUGCGCCAAGACCAAACUGUCUCCUAGUGCUCAGUGCAGGAAAUGAAGGUGUCUCUGCACAGUCGUUUAUCCAGGCAUACAACCUUGCCAGCUCCAACUUCAACAUACAGCUAGCAUCACCAGGGGGUCGUAAUGUGGAAUACACACAGCAGGAUGAGAGUAACCGUCGUUGGUUCAAUGAAUUCCGCAGCAAGGCCACCUCAUCGCCUAUUGCCUUGGAUACAGUUGAUGCUGCCCGUUACAGUGCCCUGCUUUUGCCCUCAGCCCCAGGAGCUUUACAGGAUCUGGCAUCAGAUCAACACCUUGGACAGAUCCUCUCACACUUCAUCAGCGAGAAAAAAGGCAUAUGUGCUGUUGGACAUGGAGUAGCAGGGCUCUUUGCUGCAAAGAAAGAUGGUGGACGUAUGUGGUGUUUUGACAGUUAUAGUCUAACUGGACCAUCAGUGUUUGAGCUUGCCCGAUCUCCUGAAUUCUCGUCUUUGUCGAUCAUCAUAGAAGAUUCCAUCAAAGACAAUGGUGGAAAUUACAAUGCUAGUGAACCUGAUGCUGUUCAUAUCAUCAUUGACCGCCACCUGAUAACUGGUCAGAAUGUCCAGUCUACACUGACCGCAGUACAGAAUCUUACACUUAUGUGUGCUCCAAAGCAUGCCAAAGUGAUGAGCCCUCGGUGAUACUGCUGAACCAAUCAAGUCAGUGUUUCUUACAAAAGAAUGUACUCCAGCUGUGGGUUAAGGAGAAAUACAGACUGUGUUUUGGAGAUAGUUUGUCUCACUAUCCAGCCAGUGUUUAAGGGGACAUCUUGUCUCACUGUGUCCAGCCAAAGGUUUAGGGGACAGAUUGUCCCACUACCCACACUGUGUUCGAGGAGACAGAUUUUUCCAUUUCUGUAGCUAACCAAUGGUUGAAAGAAAUCAUCUCUUAUAACCACGAGAACAGUACAAAACUUGCUAAACAAUCCAGCCAACUUAAAAACCUGGUCUUAUAAAUAAUGCGUUAUUUAUAUUUUUUUUUCAUUUUCUUGUAAUUUAAUUUUUAUAAGAUUGUUUUGAAAUAACAUUAAUUUUAUAUAAAUUUUAAUGUAUUUAUAAUAAAGCUAGCUUGCAGUGAUGCAUAACUCCAAGGAAGUUAGAUUUUCUUCUUAGGAUGGAAAUGUCUGAAUUAAAUAUCUUCUAGGAAAUGAAUGUGGCUGGAUCAUCUACUGGGAGUGAAAUGACUAGAUUGAUUAUCUACUGGUAUUGAAUUAUGGGUCCUUCAUGGUUCGAAUACAUUUGAAAUAAUCAUCGUUGAAUAUACUGUGUGUGUCUGAUACUAUAACAGAUUACUUUAUCCUAUUGCUUUGGUAUUCACAUUGUUCAUCUCUAAGAUAAUCAAACUUUCUCAUCUUUCAUUCCUCAACAUAACUAAUGUGAACAUAUCUCGGCAGUUAUUAUUUUCAUACAUUGUUGAUUCCACAGGUGACAAAUAUCUGCCUGGAAUGCCCGUUGUACAUCAUAUUACGCAAAUGACAAGAAAAUCAGAGGUGUGAAAAUCUGCUUAUACAGAUGUAUAGAACAAAUAUUACAUGUUGUAAUUCAUAAGGAUUCUAGACUUUUGCAAUUUUCCAUUCAUUUUGAUAAAACAGUGAAAUAAGUACCGUUAAAAGAAAAUCAUUAUUGGUCACUAUUUAUUCACACUUCCUAAUUAUUCAUACCUGAGUUACUCAUCAAUGGCAUUCAUAGUGUUAUGUAUUCUACCAUGUUUUAACAUCUGAAUGGAUUAUGUAAUACCAAUCCAUCAUUCUAGUAAUACAUUAGUUGACAUCAAAGGAUAGCUCAUUCUAGUCAAAUGUCUACCUGCAGAUAGCUAAUAUCGAUAGAUAGUCUGUAUAAAGGUUUUGAAUUCAAGUUUGCAGAAAAAUGAUUUUUUUUUUUUAUGAAUCAACAAUGUCUUCUGUUAUAGUAGUUGAGCAAUUUAUUUUUGGCAAAUUUGGUCUCUUUUAUAUAUAGGUCUUUACAGUCAGAUGAUCAUUAAAGCCUGUGGGCCUCUUGUUAUUUAUACUAUGCAGAUGGGAUGGGUUGGUUAAAAUAUACUUUGAAAUGUUGGAUGAAUUCUGAAUAGGCAUGGAUGCAGAAUAAUCCAAAGUUGUCACUCAUUUAGGGAUAAUAUAUUUUAUGGUUAAGUUGCUUACAGACUGUGGUGCAAUAUUUCAAUUUGUUUUCAGUGUAUGUUAAUUUUGUUCUGACAUGUCAAUCUAUUAUAUGAUAAUGAAAUAAAUAUAUCUUGAUAUAUAA